GGAGCAGAGAGGCGGCUGGCUCCGGCUCCUCCGCGCUCCGCUCCGCUCCGCUCUGCCUCGGGCUCUGCGCUCACCUCCUGCCCAAGCCUCCCUCCCGCUCCUGCCCCAGGACCCCUGGGUGGGCUCCAGACCCGCCCGGUCCCCAGACCCAGUCCUAGCCCAGACUCCCCUGGCCCCCAGCCCCGGCCGAGGGCUUGGCCGCCAGGGGGCGCCGUGCGAGCGCCCUCUCCCAGGCGCCCGGCGCCCCCUCCCACAGCCCAGGAGGGACGGGAGGGGGUCGCCGGGGGGCCAUGCGGGGCCAGGGUCGCAAGGAGAGUUUGUCCGAUUCCCGAGACCUGGACGGAUCUUACGACCAGCUCACUGGCCACCCUCCAGGGCCUGCUAAAAAAGCGCUGAAGCAGCGGUUCCUCCAGCUGCUGCCAUGCUGCGGGCCCCAAGCCCUGCCCUCAGUCAGUGAAAUUGGCCGGGUCUUCAGCUUUCUCGGUGACAGUUCGCUCCCUUCAGCAUUAGCUGCCCCAGCCUCCCUACGCCCCCACAGACCCCGCCCGCUGGACCCAGACAGCGUGGAGGAUGAGUUUGAGCUGGCAACCGUGUGUCACCGGCCCGAGGGUCUGGAGCAGCUGCAAGAGCAAACCAAGUUCACUCGCAAAGAAUUGCAGGUCCUGUAUCGAGGCUUCAAGAACGAAUGUCCCAGUGGAAUUGUCAAUGAGGAGAACUUCAAGCAGAUUUACUCCCAGUUCUUUCCUCAAGGAGACUCUAGCACAUAUGCCACUUUUCUCUUCAAUGCCUUUGAUACCAACCAUGAUGGCUCAGUCGAUUUUGAGGACUUUGUGGCUGGUCUGUCAGUGAUUCUUCGGGGAAGCAUCGAUGACAGGCUGAACUGGGCCUUCAACCUGUAUGACCUCAACAAGGACGGCUGCAUCACCAAGGAGGAAAUGCUUGAUAUCAUGAAGUCCAUCUAUGACAUGAUGGGCAAGUAUACAUAUCCUGCACUCCGGGAGGAGGCCCCAAGGGAACAUGUGGAGAGCUUCUUCCAGAAGAUGGACAGGAAUAAGGAUGGCGUGGUGACCAUUGAGGAAUUCAUUGAAUCUUGUCAAAAGGAUGAGAACAUCAUGAGGUCCAUGCAGCUCUUUGACAAUGUCAUCUAGUUCACCAGGAGAGGGGGUCAGUUGUCCUGUGGCGGGACCAUGCUCUAGCCCUAGUCCAGUUGGACCUCAUCUUUCUCUUCCUAGCUCUCUCCUCACCCUAUCCCUGCCCUAGGGCCUGUAGGAAUCCAAGAGGCUGGGGAUUCGGUGGUUCAGAUCAUUGGAGCUGAAGGAGCCAGGGAGUGGGCGGAGUGUAUCAGCUGGUAUUCCCAAUUCCCAAUGGCUCCACCCCCUCCCUGACAGUGCUAAGGAUGCCCCUGCUGAAGGAAUUAAGUGGUUCUCCACUUCCAAACCCCACUCUAGAAGCCACGAUACUAGACAAAAUUUCUCCUGUUACGGUGCUUCCCCCAUCCCUGUUAACAUAAACAUUUUCCUUAAGACUCCCUUCUCAGACAGGUCUUUGGCACUAAUUGGCCUUUCAGAGCAGGGCCUUAGAGAGCUCCACAGGAGAGGGACAAGGGAGAACUCUCGGGCUUCAGGCAGUGGCUCGGCCCUAGGAAGUAGCUGGGAUAUAAAGCAGAAAGGCCUAGAGAUUGUGAGACCUGAGGCUAUGACUCUGAGCUCUACAGGUCUGCCACCAGAAUAUGAGUUUCCAGGCUCUUCAGAAGACCCUGGUUCCUUAGAAACACCCCAGAAAUGUUCCACACAAUGUUCAGUAUACCAAGAGAUCCUGGGGUUGUGAAGUCUGGCUCAUCCCUAGAAUUUUUUUCUCUCCUUCCUUCCUGUUUGUAUGUUGGCAGCAGAAGAAUAUGGCUGGGAGAUGUCCUGGCUGAUUCCUGCCAAAGGUUCAGCCUACCAGCAUAGAGUGAGUCAGGACCACCCAGUGGAUGCAUUAGAAGAAAAGGGAAGGAGGGAAACAGGCAUAGCAUCUAAACCCAGUGAGGGGGCAUUCAUUAGCAUAUUUGUUCUACCCAGGCUUUAUUUCAACCUCCCAGAGAGCCUCCCCAAUUCCCAUCUAGUGUCUCCUCUUGCUCUAUUAAAUCUACCCAGAGAUGCCCCUGAACACACCUAGAAGGCAGGAAUCGUAGGAUCCAGGUCUCAUAUCAUCAACAGCACCCCUGCCAUGCUGCCACUCCUUACUAUACCUGCUUGUCCCACUAGCUAGGAUCUGAGGGCAAGGGCCCCUAGGAAGCUCCCUUUCCCAUCAGAACACUGUUGGCUGCUUUGCAUUUUUGGCUCCUCUGUAUAUUUUGUAAAAUAAGAAAUACACCAGAUCCAAUAAAACACAAUGGCUAUGCA
Pipistrellus kuhlii (Kuhl's pipistrelle) is the source of this 2384-nucleotide messenger RNA. It is a transcript of the gene KCNIP2, whose product is annotated as potassium voltage-gated channel interacting protein 2. The transcript is spliced from 10 exons. The record is from RefSeq and is a predicted model, not a curated record. Gene Ontology annotation, cellular component: voltage-gated potassium channel complex. Lineage: Eukaryota; Metazoa; Chordata; Mammalia; Chiroptera; Vespertilionidae. Bases 291 to 1148 code for a protein of 285 amino acids. Gene Ontology annotation, biological process: regulation of potassium ion transmembrane transport. Gene Ontology annotation, molecular function: potassium channel regulator activity; calcium ion binding.